AUGGGCGAGAAAGAGGCUUCAUCGACCCAUCAUGUCACAAAUCUGGAGUACGAUCUCAACAAAGGACCUGUGGUGAAGGAGGCAAAUGUAGCUUCCGUCGCUCUGACUGCAGCGGUGAAUGCGCAGAAACCUUCACUAUGGAGCAGGAACAUGAUCAAGCUGUACGCCAUCAUGGGCAUCGGCUAUCUCGUCUCGACGAUGAACGGCUUUGACAGUUCUCUGAUGGGAUCGAUCAAUGCCAUGACCAGCUAUCAGAAAUCCUUUGGUUUGAACGGAGCUGGCAGCACCACUGGCAUCAUCUUUAUCAUUUACAAUCUCGGCCAGAUUGCUGCCUUUCCGUUUUGCGGUUUCUUGGCAGACGGCUACGGACGUCGAUGGUGCAUCUUCAUUGGUUGCCUGUUGGUGUUGAUCGGCACAGCCGUUCAGGGAAGCGCCCAUAGUAUGGGACAAUUCAUCGGCGGACGCUUCAUACUAGGUUUUGGAGCCAGUAUCGCCAGUGCCGCAGGACCUGCCUACACGGUAGAAUUGGCACAUCCAGCGUACCGCGGCACCAUGGCCGGCAUGUACAACAAUUUCUGGUGGCUGGGCAACAUAUUAGCGGGCUGGACAACAUACGGCACCGACUUGCACAUGGCUGAAAGCAGUUGGGCCUGGAGAAUCCCGACUAUAGUCCAAUGCGGCCUUCCAAGCCUCGUUCUAUGCUUGAUUUUGUUCUUUCCCGAAACACCGAGGUGGCUGGUCAUGAAAGACCGUCGCGAGGAAGCCAUCGCAGUCUUGGCAAAGUAUCAUGGCGACGGCGAUGCACAUGCGCCCAUCGUGACUCUCCAGAUCAAUGAGAUCUGUGAAGAUAUGUCGCAAACAAGCAAUGACAACCCGUGGUGGGACUUCCGAGAGCUCGCAAAUACUCGAGCUGCUCGAUACCGUCUGUCCAUGGUGAUUGCCAUGGCUUUCUUCGGACAGUGGAGCGGGAAUAAUGUCGUCAGUUACUUCAUGCCAGAGAUGAUCAAGCAAGCGGGCAUCACAGAUACCAGCAAGCAGCUCUUGAUCAACGCCAUCAACCCGAUUUUCAGCAUGCUGGCAGCAAUCUACGGCGCCACUUUGCUAGACAAGCUCGGAAGACGAAAAAUGCUCCUGGGCGGUCUGGCUGGCGGUCUCGUGGCAUACUGCUUGCUUACAGCCUUCACGGCGGCAUCGGAGAAGCAUUCGAAUCUCUCAUACGGGACGAUCGUGUCCAUCUACUUGUUCGGAAUCUGCUUCGCUUGGGGCUGGACGCCUUUGCAGACGCUUUAUGCUGUGGAAUGUCUUGAGAACAGGACACGCGCCAAGGGUUCUGGUCUCAACUUCCUCUUCCUCAAUGUGGCCAUGGUCGUCAACACCUAUGGAAUCAGCGUCGGCAUUGCCGAAAUCGGAUGGAAGUUGUACCUAGUCUACAUCGGCUGGAUUUGUGUCGAGCUCGCGGUCAUCUACUUCUUCUUCGUCGAGACAGCGGGCAAGACUUUGGAAGAGCUGAGAUCAAUCUUCGAAGCACCUAACCCUCGGAAGUUUUCUACGAGGAAGAUCAAGGUCGAAAUGGAUGAUGCUGGACAUGUAGUGCACGUGGCAUAG
Pseudocercospora fijiensis CIRAD86 is the source of this 1605-nucleotide messenger RNA. RefSeq lists its product as uncharacterized. The record is from RefSeq and is a predicted model, not a curated record. The transcript has 5 exons. NCBI's taxonomy places the organism in Eukaryota, Fungi, Ascomycota, Dothideomycetes, Mycosphaerellales, Mycosphaerellaceae. Bases 1 to 1605 code for a protein of 534 amino acids. Gene Ontology annotation, biological process: carbohydrate transport; transmembrane transport. Gene Ontology annotation, molecular function: carbohydrate:proton symporter activity. Gene Ontology annotation, cellular component: membrane.